This is a messenger RNA of Oxyura jamaicensis (ruddy duck), 2159 nucleotides long. RefSeq names its product heterochromatin-associated protein MENT-like. The transcript is spliced from 8 exons. Gene Ontology annotation, biological process: negative regulation of endopeptidase activity. The record is from RefSeq and is a predicted model, not a curated record. Gene Ontology annotation, molecular function: serine-type endopeptidase inhibitor activity. Lineage: Eukaryota; Metazoa; Chordata; Aves; Anseriformes; Anatidae. Bases 58 to 1293 code for a protein of 411 amino acids.
CACAUACCACCAACAGAUCCUGAAUGAAGACAUCUUAACUCUUCCCUCUCUCGCAAGAUGCAGGCUGUACCGAUGGAGUCUUUCUCAGCAUCAGCCAACAGCUUUGCUCUGGACCUUUACAAAAAGCUGAAUGAAACUUCCAAAGACCAGAAUAUUUUCUUUGCUCCUUGGAGUAUUGCAACUGCUCUCGCCAUGGUCUAUCUGGGUGCAAAAGGUGACACUGCAGCACAGAUGGCUCAGGUUCUUCAUUUUAACCAGACUGGAAGAGAAGAAGGUUCUUCUGAGACAAGGCCUUCUCUGGGGAGACCAAAGAACAGAGAAAUGGCUCCUGAGCAUGAGGAAGCUGAAGACAUCCAUGCAGGCUUCAAAGAGCUCUUGUCUGCCAUCAACAAGCCCAGAAACACCUACUUGCUGAAAAGUGCCAACCAACUGUUUGAGGAGAAGACCUACCCAUUACUGCCUAAAUUCUUAGAACUCAUUACAAGGUAUUACAAAGUAAAACCACAAGCUGUAAACUUUAAGACAGCUACAGAACAAGCCAGAGCACAGAUCAAUUCCUGGGUUGAAAAUAAAACAGAGGGGAAGAUCCAGAAUCUGCUGCCUGCAGGAUCUCUUGAUUCUCGCACUGUGCUGGUCUUAGUAAAUGCCAUUUAUUUCAAAGGAACCUGGGAAAAGAGAUUUCUGGAAAAAGAUACUUCUGAGACACCAUUCAGAUUAAGCAAGACCAGGACUAAGCCAGUACAGAUGAUGUUUCUGAGAGAUACGUUUUUGAUCCUUCAUGAAACAACCAUGAAUUUCCAAAUCAUUGAGUUGCCAUAUGUGGAAAACGAAGUCAGCAUGUUCAUCCUCCUACCAGAUGACAUCAGUGACAACACUACUGGUCUGGAGCUGGUGGAAAGAGAGCUGACCUAUGAGAAACUGGCUGAAUGGUCCAACUCAGACAAUAUGAUGAAAGCUGAAGUAGAACUGUACCUGCCCAAGUUGAAGAUGGAAGAAAAUUAUGAUCUUAAAUCCACUUUGAGCAGCAUGGGCAUACAAAACGCUUUUGACCCAGUUCAGGCUGAUUUCACAGGGAUGUCAGCGAAGAAGGACCUCUUCAUCUCAAAAGUUAUUCACAAAGCUUUUGUGGAGGUCAAUGAAGAAGGUACUGAGGCAGUAGCUGCCACAGGUGUCCUGGUGAUGAGAUCAAGAACACCUAAAGUAACUUUUAAAGCUGACCACCCCUUCCUAUUCUUUAUUAGGCACAACAAGUCCCAAACCAUCCUCUUCUUUGGCAGACUCUGCUCACCCUAGUCAGCAUUACUCCCUGCCCUGCAGAGCAGCAGAUACUGGUUUGCCAGCUCGGGGUAAAACCUGAUACUUCUGCUGCACUUGGCAAGAUACCAGGACCUGGACUCUUUCUCUGUCAGACCACACACCCCACAGCCUGAAGCAAAGCUUCUCCUUUUGCUUCUCCUACCCCAAAAUGAUAGCCACGACAGUGCCUAGGGGAAUAUGCAAUGCCUCGUGUUGACAGACCAACCCUGGUCAGCACUCAAUUAGCCCAUCGAGGUAGCUCUGUCCCCCAGCCAGUAUCAGCUGUGGCAUCACCAUCCCCCUUUCCCUCACUGCAGCGCAUGCAAACCUGAGGCCUAGUCCUCACCCUCAUGACUAACUACCUCCUGAUUCAGAUGUGGUCUGCACUUACUUCCACCUUGCUAUAAUUAGCCUGUUUAGCCUUUGAUUAGGUCCCUGCAUGGCAGCUAGAAGCAGACCCUCCCAAACAAAGCUAGCCACCCCCAAUGUUUCUUACAUCCCCCAGGCUUAAGUCUUUGUCAUCUCUGAAUUUUGCAUCAACACAUUCUUCCACAGAUUGCCUCAAAAAUAAUUACAAAAACCACACCCCUGUAAGGGCUGUUUGCCUCACUUAAGAGCUACAGGCGUGCCAGAACCAUACUCCGCCUCUGGCUACAGCAACAGCUCGCUUUCGUUAAAAAUAAUAACAAUAUCGAAUAACGCUCAUAGCCUCAUGGUGUUUUCUGUCCGUUAUAUGAGCAGAAGGGGAAGAGGAGGUAGGAAAUAAGAAGCAAUGCACGGCCUGCGGAGAUGCAGGGGGGCUGCGGCCAAAAUGGCCGCCGGCCCCCCGCUGCCAUAGCGGGGAAGGGGCGCAGCGGCGCAGC